Molecule: messenger RNA, 2064 nt
Organism: Ananas comosus (pineapple)
Lineage: Eukaryota; Viridiplantae; Streptophyta; Magnoliopsida; Poales; Bromeliaceae
Product: sodium-coupled neutral amino acid transporter 2-like
Exons: 5
Coding region: 361-1749 (462 amino acids)
Biological process (GO): amino acid transmembrane transport
Molecular function (GO): amino acid transmembrane transporter activity
Source: RefSeq, a predicted model, not a curated record
CCUCCCCUAUGUCUCCCUUCUUCUCUGGUCUCUACUUUCCAUCCCCUCAAAGGAGAGGAGGAGAAAGAGAGUGCCGAAUCUCUGUUCCCCUCUCCUCCACAUAGAGCUCAAAUUGGUUCUACCUCUUUAAUUUGUUUCCCCUUUUUAUUUUCCCAGUCAAAUUAUACAAAGAUUCAUCCAUAUCUAUUCAAUACUUAGACUACACGGAAGGAAACCUCAGAGUCAGAGUCCGUGGGCUUGAUUUCGUAGACAAAAUCCGAUUUUUGUCCAUAAAAAUCGAGUCUUUGUUUUCAAAUUUUUGCUCAAAAAUCAUCUCCUGGAACCCAAAUUUCGGAUCAAUUCGAAGCUUUAUAGAAACAAAUGACGAUCGAAAGCCCUAAUCCGAUCGAGAAGAGGGGAAAUCGCAAGAACAAGCAGGUUCUCGAUGAAAAGGUCCCUCUUUUGCCCACCAAACAGGAGGAAAAUGGUGCGUUUGACGAGUUCAACGGGGCCUCCUUCGCCGGCGCCGUGUUCAAUCUAUCGACAACGGUCGUCGGCGCCGGGAUCAUGGCGCUUCCCGCCACCAUGAAGGUGCUAGGGUUAGUGCCGGGGCUCCUUCUGAUUGUAUUUGGCGCCUUCCUCACCGAGGCCUCGAUCGAGAUGCUCGUCCGAUUCAGCCGCGCCGGAAAGGCGGUCUCCUACGGGGAAGUCAUGGGGGACGCAUUCGGGAACGUCGGCCGGACGCUGCUUCAGAUCUGCGUCGUCGUGAAUAAUAUUGGAGUGAUGAUUGUGUACAUGAUUAUUAUUGGUGAUGUGCUAUCUGGAACUUCUUCUAGUGGUGAACACCAUUUUGGUGUCUUGGAAGGAUGGUUUGGGGCACAGUGGUGGAACAGCCGUUUCUUUGUUCUUCUAGUGACCACACUUCUAGUGUUUACUCCACUUGCAACCUUCAAGCGUGUAGAUUCGUUGAGAUACACAUCUGCCGUAUCGGUUGCACUUGCAGUUGUUUUUGUUGUAAUUACUGCUGGAAUUGCUAUUGUGAAGUUGAUAAGUGGAAGCAUUAGCAUGCCAAAGUUGUUUCCUCAGCUACCUGAUUUGGCUUCCGUCUGGAACCUUUUCACAGCUGUUCCGGUUCUUGUCACCGCUUAUAUCUGCCAUUACAACGUUCACUCAAUAGACAAUGAGCUGGAGGAUUCUUCCCAGAUAAAACCUAUCGUGCGCACAUCACUUCUCCUCUGUUCAACUGUAUAUAUUACCACAAGCUUCUUUGGCUUUCUUCUUUUUGGUGAUAACACCCUCGACGAUGUACUCGCCAACUUCGAUUCCAACCUUGGCAUCCCCUACAGCUCGGUUCUCAAUGACGCAGUUCGAGUUAGCUAUGCUGUCCACCUAAUGCUUGUAUUUCCCAUCAUAUUCCAUGCUUUGAGGCUUAACUUGGAUGGCCUCCUCUUUCCCUAUGCAAGGUCUUUAUCUUCUGAUAACUGGAGAUUUGCCCUAAUUACUGCAGUACCUCUUUUAGCCAUUUUCUUGGCUGCGAACUUUAUACCCAGCAUAUGGGAUGCCUUCCAAUUUACUGGUGCGACUGCUGCUGUUUGUAUUGCCUUCAUUUUCCCUGCGGCCAUUACUCUCAGGGACCGCCACGGCGUUGCAACGAGAUGGGAUAAAGUAUUGUCUGUUUUUAUGAUUGUUCUCGCCGUCCUGUCAAAUGCAGUUGCUGUGUAUAGUGAUGCUUAUUCCCUAUUUAAGAAGAGCAAGGGCUCCCAGUCUUAAACUACACGUAUCCUCUUCAUAGUCGAUAAAAUUUGUGGUGUCUAGUAGCUGCCAUGCAUAUGUAUGUUGAUAAAACUGUAUUUUAGCACAAUAAGUGAUCCUAGUGUAAUUAUGUUACGUGAGUUUAAUCAUUUAUUUAGUUAACUCAACCUUGCAGGUUGAGUUACAUCCUCCACUGUGUGGUAGGAUGCAUGUAUUAUCUUUAGGUUUCGGUAAGGGUUUUUAUGCAAUCGAAAGUAUUAAGACAUGUAUAUGAUUCCAAGUUUGGGUGUUGUAAUAGAAGUUUGAUUUGGAAUUGUAAACUUGGUUCUAUUA